AUAAAAGACAAAGUAUAUAUUUGUAUUUUGAUUUUAGUGUUAGUCCAAAACAAAAAGCUGAAGUUGUUGAACUUAUUAAACGAUCAACAGAUGAUAUAACAUUAGCUGUAGGUGAUGGAGCAAAUGAUGUUGGUAUGAUACAAACAGCACAUGUUGGUGUUGGUAUUAUGGGUCGAGAAGGUGUACAAGCUGCAUGUGCAUCAGAUUAUACUAUUGGACAAUUUAGAUUUUUAACUAAAUUAUUAUUUGUUCAUGGUGUUUGGAGCUAUCGUCGUUUAUGCAAAGUAUUGCUGUAUUCAUUCUAUAAAAAUAUUUGUCUUUAUGUUAUGGAACUUUGGUUUGCAUUUCAUAAUGGAUUUUCUGGACAAAUUUUAUUUGAACGAUGGACUAUUGCAAUUUAUAAUGUUUUAUUUACAGCAGCACCACCAAUGGCACUUGGAUUAUUAGAUCGAUGUUGUAGUGCAGAAACUAUGAUGAGAUUUCCAGCUAUGUAUAAGAUGUCACAAAAUAGAUCAGAUUUUAAUAUUAAAGUUUUUUGGACAUGGUGUUUGAAUGCUGUUUAUCAUUCCAUUAUUCUUUAUUUUAUGUCUUAUGCAAUGCUUCGACAUGAUGUUGUUCAUUCUAAUGGAAUUGUCUUUGGAAGUCAUUUAUUUCUUGGCAACUGUGUUUAUACUUAUGUCAUCUUUGUUGUUUGUCUUAAAGCGGGACUUGAAAGUGAUUCAUGGACAUUCCUUACACAUAUCGCUAUUUGGGGAAGUAUUGCUUCAUGGUUUCUAUUUUUUAUAAUAUACAGUAAUAUAUGGCCAACGAUACCAUUAGCACCAGAAAUGCGUGGUAUGGCAAAAUAUGUUUUUUCAAGUCUAUAUUUUUGGCUUGGUUUAUUAUUAAUUCCAAUAACUGCAUUAUUGGCUGAUUUUAUCUAUAAUUGGUAA
Molecule: messenger RNA, 932 nt
Organism: Rotaria sordida
Lineage: Eukaryota; Metazoa; Rotifera; Eurotatoria; Philodinida; Philodinidae
Source: the annotation of a GenBank genome assembly